This is a messenger RNA of Acanthocheilonema viteae, 249 nucleotides long. The record is from the annotation of a GenBank genome assembly. Lineage: Eukaryota; Metazoa; Nematoda; Chromadorea; Rhabditida; Onchocercidae.
AUGGUGCAGGCCUGCUUAUCGGGAGGAUCAAUGCGAGGAAUUCCAGGACCGCCAGGACGGAAUGGACGGGAUGGAGAUGUGGGAGAGCGAGGAGAGCCGGGAGAUGAAGGACCAGUUGGAGACGAGGGUCCGCCGGGAGUGCCUGGACCUGCAGGUUCACCAGGAGAGGAUGGAGAUGUUGGACCACCUGGGGAAGCGGGAGAUCCAGGACCGAUAGGUCUCAGGGGGCAAAACAAUUUAGGAAGAUAA